AUGCGUGAUCGGUUUGCAGAUUUCCAGAAAACCAUCGAUCAUUUCGAUGAAGUCGAACUGGGAACUCCGCGACCACAAUCUGCUGCUGAUAGAUUGGACCAGCGGAUGAGAGAUGUUCGAAUUACACUAGAUCGAAUCACCUCAGAAUUGGACAGUUUAAAACGGAAACAAAUGCAAAUACUGUCUCUAACUGUAGCUGAUCCCAGAGAUAAGGAUGUUCUUGAGAAUCAGAUCGCUACCAUUAGACAGAGCACAAAUGAUUUGAGAAAGUCUGUUAAGGAGAUCGACGAUGAAUUCUUAGAAUUUGCACGUAUUGCUCAUUCAAAUGCUGAGGUGCGGAUCAGGAAGAAUCAAAUUGAAUUAUUACGAAGAAAACUGCGCGACCUAAUGACAUCAUUUCACGAAACCCACGCAGAUUAUAGAUCACGGGUAUCAGUUCGAGUACGUCGGCAACUUCAAGCUGUUGGAGGUGAUGUAUCGGAAGAAGAUAUUAAUCGCGUUUUAGCUGGUAAUGCUGAUAAGCUCUUCUUCCGAGAAGUGAACCCAUUAUCAAUAAGUGAACGAGCAACAUUAGAAGAUGCGAAGAAGAGGCAUAAUGAAAUAUUAGAAUUAGAGAAAAGUAUAGCAACAUUAGAAGAGAUUGCUGUGGACAUACAACAUCUAGUAGAAACACAGGGCGAAAUGGUGGACAACAUAGAAAGAAAUGUUGAAGAUACUACAAAUUAUGUACAUCAGGGGGGUCGAAAUGUAAAACAAGCCGUGGAAUAUAAGAAAAGUGCUGUUCGUAAGAAGAUUUGCGUUAUAACUAUUCUAAUUGUAAUUGUGUUACUUUUAAUAGUAGUAGCCAUUAUCUUAGCCGUCGUACUAUCCGGCCGUAAAUAG
Auanema sp. JU1783 is the source of this 882-nucleotide messenger RNA. Lineage: Eukaryota; Metazoa; Nematoda; Chromadorea; Rhabditida; Rhabditidae. The record is from the annotation of a GenBank genome assembly.